AUAUUUUUCUUGCAAAUUAUUUUAGUGCAAAAAUACCAGUAGUAUGUAAUUCUUUCGGUAGAAUCUCUCAUGCUUUUAUGCACACACUUCCAGGCUCCAGCCCACUUGCACUGUUUGUGUUCCUUGCUUGUCUUGAAAUCCCAGCGAUUUUAAAUACACCUUACUGAUUCCUUCUCAGUUUUCCCCACUGCAAAGACAAACAGAGAACUUUUUUCAGUUUUUGCAGGCAACUUCUGAAAAGCCCUUUUCCCGAUUUGGGGAUCAGAGGAUUUGUGGGAUUGAGCAGGAGUGUUUUGAAAGGCUUUCGGUGCGCUUGAAUUUUGAGCUUAAAGAGGUGUACUAAUGGAAAGAUACGAACUUGUGAAGGAUAUAGGGUCUGGAAAUUUCGGUGUGGCCAGGCUUAUGAGGAAUAAGGAGACUAAAGAGCUUGUCGCCAUGAAAUACAUUGAAAGAGGGCACAAGAUAGAUGAAAAUGUGGCUCGGGAGAUCAUAAACCAUAGAUCACUUCGGCAUCCUAAUAUAAUUCGAUUCAAGGAGGUGGUUUUGACCCCAACACACCUGGCCAUUGUUAUGGAGUAUGCUGCUGGUGGUGAGCUCUUUGAGAGGAUUUGUAAUGCUGGACGGUUUAGUGAAGAUGAGUCAAGAUACUUUUUCCAGCAGCUUAUUUCUGGAGUCAGCUACUGUCACUCCAUGCAAAUAUGCCAUCGUGACUUGAAGCUGGAGAAUACUCUUCUGGAUGGAAGCCCAGCUCCACGCCUGAAAAUAUGCGACUUUGGUUACUCAAAGUCAUCUCUACUUCAUUCGAGGCCCAAAUCAACUGUUGGUACACCUGCUUAUAUUGCUCCAGAGGUCCUCUCUAGGAGAGAAUAUGAUGGAAAGUUGGCUGAUGUUUGGUCAUGCGGGGUGACACUUUAUGUUAUGCUGGUGGGAGCAUAUCCUUUUGAAGAUCAAGAAGAUCCAAAGAACUUUAGGAAAACCAUCCAAAGGAUAAUGGCUGUUCAAUACAAGAUCCCCGAUUAUGUCCACAUAUCUCAAGAUUGUAGGCACCUCCUCUCUCGCAUUUUUGUUGCCAAUCCUUCCAGGAGGAUUACUAUCAAAGAAAUAAAAUCACACCCGUGGUUUCUCAAGAAUCUCCCUCGCGAACUAACCGAUGUGGCCCAAGCACAAUACUACCGAAAGGAAAAUCCGACUUUCUCCCUUCAAACCGUGGAGGAGAUCAUGAAAAUCGUGGAGGAGGCCAAAACCCCUCCACGCGUCUCCCGCUCGGUUGGCGGCUUCGGGUGGGGAGGGGAAGAUGAUGACGAGGAUAAAGAGGAUGUUGCGGAUGAUGAGGUGGACGAGGAAGAGGAUGAUGAGGACGAGUAUGACAAGCAAGUGAAAGCUGCUCAUGCGAGUGGGGAAGUUCGUCUCACUUGAAAAAAAAAAAUAUAUUUUGUGCUUUUUUGGUGUUAGAAUUUUUCGGGUCUGUAAAUUUUCUUGUUUCUUGUUCGUGUUUAUGUGGUCUGAGUCCUGGCUUGUCUAAGUUUUAAUUAGUUACUGGAGUUAUUAGUUGUUUGAGGUUUUGUAUGAGAGUUGGUGUUGUAUUGUACUCUAUUGUGUUUAUUUUGAUGUGAAAUUCAAAUCUGUGUGCUUCUUCUUCAGUUUUUGGUUUGAGGUUGUGUUUGGAGUGCCUGAGGUGCAUCUUGCAAGUGAUGUGAAAUCAGAACAAGACAAAUAUGGUUGGACUGUGAAGUGU
This is a messenger RNA of Striga asiatica, 1735 nucleotides long. NCBI's taxonomy places the organism in Eukaryota, Viridiplantae, Streptophyta, Magnoliopsida, Lamiales, Orobanchaceae. The record is from the annotation of a GenBank genome assembly.